AUGACUGCUGAGCACGUUGGUGAUGGCUCUGCAGCCAAUCAGUCAAAGAUCAAGAGGCUCUUGCAUGACCCUUGGACUCAGAUUGUCUUAAUUUCACUCAUUUCUUUCUGCAAUCCAGGCAUGUACAAUGCCCUCACUGGCAUGGGCGGUUCAGGUCAAGUGGACGGAACUGUUGCAGCCAACUCAAACGUGGCAACACAUGCUGCCACCGCUGGCGCUGCUUUGCUACUAGUCGGUGCAUUUUACAAGUACCUUGGCCCUCGAACAUCUCUGCUUCUAGGUGGCUGGACAUAUGCUCUCUACGCCGGAUCUCUACUCAACUUUAAUAGGACCCAAAAUGGAGCAUUUGUCAUUGCUGCUGGUGCCUUGCUUGGUAUUGGAGCAGCCUUCUUUUGGGUCGCCCAAGGCACCGUGAUGGUGACUUAUACAAACGAUGGGACUCGUGGAAGAGCAAUUGGUGUGUUCUGGGUCAUAUUCAACCUCGGAGGAGCCAUAGGCUCGCUCAUCAGCUUUGGUCUUAAUUUCCACAGCAAGUCAGGGACUGUGACUGACUCAACGUACGUCGCUUACAUUGUCGUCAUGCUCUUUGGUUGGGCUCUGUCCGCGUUGGUCUGCUCAACCGAGGCCUUAUCAUCCAAGUACCACGGCACACGCAUUGCUCGCGAAUCCAAAGCUGUCACAUGGGCCAACCUGAAGGAGUCUAUACUUCAAACCGCCAAGAUCGUUCUCAACUGGAGAAUUAUGUGCUUGUACCCCAUGUUCUUCAACGCCAACGUCUUCUACUCGUACCAGCAGAACAACGUCAAUGGGCAGACAUUCAAUUUACGAACCCGGUCUCUCAACGGUGCUCUUUAUUGGAUUGCCCAAAUGUUCGGUGGCCUCCUGAUGGGCCUCAUCCUCGACCUUGGAAGACUAAACCGCAAAGCUCGUGCUCUGACAGGCUGGACUGUGCUAUUAAUCACAGGCAUGGCGAUCUGGGGUGGCGGAUACAAGUUCCAGCUCUGGAACGACGCGCGAUUACGUGAGGGUCACAAGCAGGAUAUCGACUACACCGAUGGGCGCACGUUCUUAGGCCCCAUGUUUCUAUACUUCUUUUACGGCAUGUAUGAUUCCUUUUGGCAGUCUUACUGUUACUGGAUCAUUGGGGCACAGUCACAUAGUCCUGUCGUGAAUGCGGUAGUUGUUGGGGCGUACUCAGCACUGAAGCCAGCGGGUGGUUCUAUGGCAUGGAGAGUGAAUGCCGAGGGCUACUCUGCUAUGACGCAGUUUGCGAUGAAUUGGGGGUUAAGCAUCGGCAGUUUGGUUGUGGCUGUGCCGACGGUAUUGACGGUUGGGAAGGAACUUUUUGCAGACGAUGGUGGCUCUGUUGAGGAGCCUGUAAAUGACAAGGUGAAGGAGCUAGCUUAG
Pochonia chlamydosporia 170 is the source of this 1407-nucleotide messenger RNA. Its product is annotated as MFS transporter. The transcript has a single exon. The record is from RefSeq and is a predicted model, not a curated record. NCBI's taxonomy places the organism in Eukaryota, Fungi, Ascomycota, Sordariomycetes, Hypocreales, Clavicipitaceae. Bases 1 to 1407 code for a protein of 468 amino acids.